Molecule: messenger RNA, 3770 nt
Organism: Onychostoma macrolepis
Lineage: Eukaryota; Metazoa; Chordata; Actinopteri; Cypriniformes; Cyprinidae
Product: P2Y purinoceptor 14-like
Exons: 2
Coding region: 51-1052 (333 amino acids)
Biological process (GO): G protein-coupled receptor signaling pathway
Cellular component (GO): membrane
Molecular function (GO): G protein-coupled purinergic nucleotide receptor activity
Source: RefSeq, a predicted model, not a curated record
CGCUUCUUCUUAUUCUGUGUUAUGAUACAAGCUGACUCAACUCUUCAAACAUGGACUACAUCAAUACUACACAGACAGAACCAAAAAACAGCACGAACAUCAGCAGCGUGUUCACACAUCAGGUUCUGCCAGUGCUCUACACCAUCAUCUGCGCUUGUGCCUUCAUUCUCAAUGGACUCGCCACUUGGAUCUUCUUCAGGGUUCCUACCUCCUCAGCCUUAGUAGUUUACCUAAAAAACAUGGUGGUGGCAGACAUUCUGAUGUUGUUUACCUACCCGUGGCGUGUAGUGGGUGACCUCGGUUACGGCGGCUUGCAGUUGAAGCUGAUAGUUUGCCGCUUCACAGCUGUGCUUUUCUACCUCAGCAUGUACACAGGAAUAACCUUCAUGAGCCUCAUCAGCUUGGAACGCUACUUCAAAAUCGUGCGCAGUACCUCCAGUGUGUCUUCUUUUCUGCAGCGUGUUUCGGUAGCGAAGGCUCUCGCUCUGCUAACUUGGUGCGUCAUGAUGUUCUUCAUGCUUCCGAACACCAUAUUAACCAACCAGCCGAUGCCUAAGGUUUUCUCCUGCAUGGCCCUGAAGAGCAACCUGGGUCGGCGCUGGCACGAAGUUUCAGCCCACUUCAAUGUUGGAAUCUUCUGGGUGGCGUUCCUGCUGAUGGUGUUUUGCUACACCUCCAUCGCUUGUCACGUUUACCGCUCUUACAAACGCGUGCAGCAGAACAGCAGUAAGGCGAGACAGCGAUCAAAUCGUAGCAUCUUUAGCUUGCUGGCUGUCUUUGUCUUCUGCUUUGUUCCGUACCACGUUUGUCGUGUGCCCUAUACACUUAGCCAAAACCACAAGGAUGAUUUUAGCGCCUACAACCGCUUCAUUCUCUUCCAGGUCAAAGAAGCUACGCUCUUCCUGUCCGCCCUUAAUGUGUGUCUGGAUCCUGUCAUCUACUUUUUCAUGUGCAGGACAUUCAGAGAGUCACUUUUGCAAAAGAUGCCAUCGGUAAACCGUGAAAACAGGCGGCCUUCAAUAGGCACUGGGCUCAGUAUCAGCAAUCUGUAAAGACUGAGCAACAAAGUAAAACGAGCAUUAACCAUUUGCAAGAUGGAAAAGAUAUUUUGAUUUGAAACCACAUACCUAGCUGUGGUUUCCUUGCAUGUGAAAAUGCAGCAUGAAGAGAUGGACCGGAAGAAGGUCGAAAACGAAAUGGUGUUUUCCAAAAAACCGUGUCAACCACAGCUCUCAAAACUGUUUACUGAAGAAAAGUCAACACUUAACUGGAGAGUUCACCUAUAAAUAGAAAUUCUGACAUAAUUUUUUCACUCUCAUCUCAUUUUAAAUCUUGUACUAAUAAAAAUAAACGUUGCUGCUGUUUUCACAGCGGUACCAUUGAAGAACCAUUUUUGGUUCCCUGAUGAACAUUUUAAUGAACAGUUCUAAAAAGAUGCAAUUUUCUUAUUGUGAAGAACAUUUUAGAAAACCUUUUCCACUAUAAAGAACCUUUUGUGUAAUAUACACAUUCCAAGGAUGUUAAAGGUUCGUCAAAGAACCGUAGAUGUUUGUGUACUUCCUUCUAUGGAAUAUAUAGUAAAUGGUGACACUUUGAAGACUAUUCAAGACACUCUUUUCUGUACAUUAAAAGUGAAUGAGAACUGAGAGCAGCAAACUCCAAAAUGACAAAGAAGCAACAUUAAAUUAAGUCCGAAACAUAAGUCUUUAAUUCACAGAAAAUCUUUCAGCAUGCAGUUUUAAAAAUCAAAUAUGGCCUCAUUACAGGAUGACGACAUCAUUAUAGGAGGUCUGACGUGAUUAUAUUAGGACAUGAGAUCAGUGCUCUUGAUUGUAGUUCAUACGAAUUUUAUAGUUUAUUUCAAAGGCAGAAGGCAAGAUUAUGGUGAAUAUCACCUUAUAUUAUAUGGCAAAGAACUGCAAAAACAAGUCUUUACAAAUUCUUCACAGAACAAAAAAGCAUUAUACAGAUUUGGAACAAUUUGGCAUUUUGGUUGAUCUGUUCCUUUUAAAUUGCACUUAGCACAACCCCACGCAUUUCACACUUCUGAUGUUUACAUGGUAAGCCUCAGCAUCGUUGCAAAGAUUGUUCUUUCUUUUUUUUUUUUUUCCCCCACCACAAGGUGGAUGCCUAUUGGCUCUGGAGAGACAGAAUGUGUUUAUAUAUAACAGUUGAUUAAUGUAGAAACCAUUUCCGUUGGUUUUGUCCUGUGUGAGGCUGUACAGCCCAUAAUUAAUUUUCUCAUGCACUCACAUUCUCCUUUCACACGCGCGCAAACACAUUCUCUAUUCACAUAUAUGUUCCUACUUGUGUUGUAUGUAUAUAUACACUGUAAAAAAAAUUCAGUAAAAUUUACGGUAAAAAAACGACAGCUGUGGUUGCCGGAAUUCUACUGUAAAAAAUACGGUAACAACAUUUGAGGUUUUACGGUUUUAACUUAAAUUUACAGUUAAAUACUGUAAUUUCAUUAACUGAUAUAAUGUUAAUAUACCGUAUUAGAACAGUAUUCUAAACAGUAUUCUAAAGUGUUACCAUUAGAUCAUUUAUGUAUUGAUAAAUCAAUGUAUCGUGUAUCGAUUGGAGUGUCCUUGUGGUUGUUUUUACAUAGGGAUGACUAAAAGGAAAUUAAAGACCAGGGCCCGUAUUCAUGAAAAAUCUUAGCGCUAAGAGUUGCUCCUAGUAACAAAAUUCUAAGAAAAUUCUUAGAAAUGUGGGUGUUUCCCCUUAAAAUUAAAGAAAAGAUCCUAGUAAAGAAAAAAGUAAUUCAGAAAGCAUCUUAACCCUUAAAAGAGGUCUUAAGGUCCAAAAUUGUUAGAGUACUGACGAGGACUUUUAAGAGGCUUAAGAGUUUCUUUAGCUGUGGAUAAAAUGGAUUAAACAUGAAGAGGGAGAAGAGAUGUGUUGCACACAAUGCAUGACAGUGAGUUAAUAAGACGCUACACAUUAGAUCGUGCAGGGAUCAUGUUUGUGACCGAUCUUAUAGAUUUACGCUAACAUCUCCGACACCGCGCAGAAAUGCCAUAGCGCCAGAAAUGGACUUAAUCACUACAUUAACUACAUUAACAUAUUUGGCAACUGGAAAAAUGCAACUCUGCUGUAGCGAUGAUUUGGGUCUGUUACAGCACUUUCAGAACCUCAUUGUGUCGCUGUUCAUUUCCUAUAAAAUACGUUAAAUAUGACAGUAUGGUAAAUAGAAAAAUAAAGAAUAUAUAUACAUAUAUAAUGUGUGUGUGAGAGAGAGAGAGAGAGAGUACAGUAAAACAGGAAAAAUUACACCUGUAAUUUUAAAGUGAAGGCUUAUAAUAAACCCUACUCUUAAAAGCGCUCUUUUAUUUCCUUCUUGGAUAACCAACCAAUCACAGUCUUCAAAAGACUGUGUCAUCGCUAGCAACGGGGUCAGCCCCGCCUCCUCACUGAGAUAAAAGUUUUUAUCUUUUCCUCGCUCGGAGUUACUCUCAGAUUGGUCCUGAAUCACUUUUUAACUAAGACUCCUAGUUAGAAAAUUUUAAGCUAAAUUAGGAGCUCUCUGAGAGGAUUCUUAGAAACUUUUUUACUCUAUCACUUCCUCUUAUUGACUUAGGAAUGUGUUCUAUACCAACUAUUUUCAGUGUACUAGGACUGCCAUGAUUUUUAUCUCUAUAUGAAUGGCCUUCUUAUGUUCUGCUAAUCUGGGCCCGUAUUCAUGAAAAAUCUUAGUGCUAAGAGUUGCUCCUAGUAACAAAAUUCUUAGAAAAUUCUUAGAAAUGUGGGAGUUUCCCCUUAAAAUUAAA